Artibeus jamaicensis (Jamaican fruit-eating bat) is the source of this 11329-nucleotide messenger RNA. It is a transcript of the gene AEBP2, whose product is annotated as AE binding protein 2. NCBI's taxonomy places the organism in Eukaryota, Metazoa, Chordata, Mammalia, Chiroptera, Phyllostomidae. The transcript is spliced from 10 exons. Bases 197 to 1840 code for a protein of 547 amino acids. Gene Ontology annotation, biological process: regulation of transcription by RNA polymerase II. The record is from RefSeq and is a predicted model, not a curated record. Gene Ontology annotation, cellular component: ESC/E(Z) complex.
CAGCUGUCUCCGCGUGAGUGCUGUCCCCGCGCGGGCUCCGUAGCGCGUGUGCAGGCUGACGCAGCUCCCGGGCCCUCCUCUUGCUCUGCAGCGGCGUUGGCGGAGUUUUGGGCGUUUGGGAGGGGGCGAGGGAGCCAGAGUCGAGAGAGGGAGGCGGUGGCGGCGGCCGGGAGGAGGAGGAGGAGCAGGCGCCGCCAUGGCCGCCGCUAUCACCGACAUGGCCGACCUGGAGGAGCUCUCCCGCCUGAGCCCUCUGCCCCCCGGCAGCCCUGGCUCAGUGGCUCGUGGCAGGGCUGAGCCCCCGGACGAGGAGGAGGAGGAAGAGGAGGAAGAGGAAGAGGAGGCGGAGGCCGAGGCUGUGGCGGCGCUGCUACUGAACGGCGGUGGGGGCGGCGGAGGCGGCGGCGGAGUGGGGGGCGGCGAGGCAGAGACGAUGUCGGAGCCAAGCCCCGAGAGCGCCAGCCAGGCUGGGGAGGAUGAGGAUGAAGACGAGGAGGAGGAUGAGGAGGACGAGAGCAGCAGCAGCGGUGGUGGCGAGGAGGAGAGUAGCGCUGAGAGCCUGGUGGGCAGCAGCGGCGGGAGCAGCAGCGAUGAGACUCGCUCGCUGAGCCCCGGUGCCGCCAGCAGUAGCAGCGGGGAUGGGGACGGCAAGGAGGGCCUGGAGGAACCCAAGGGACCGCGGGGCAGCCAGGGCGGCGGCGGGGGCGGCAGCAGUAGCAGCAGCGUCGUCUCCAGCGGCGGCGACGAGGGCUACGGGACCGGGGGUGGUGGAAGCAGUGCGACCUCCGGGGGCCGGCGAGGCAGCUUGGAGAUGUCGUCGGAUGGGGAACCCCUCAGCCGCAUGGACUCGGAGGACAGACCUAAGGACAGCUCUAACUCGGAAACAACCCCCACAGUAGGCCCAGAUCCUCUGUCGGAGCUGAAGAGGCCCUUGAUGUACACACCUCAGUACACAAGCAUAAGCAGUACUAUAAUGGAUGUAGACAGCACAAUUUCCAGUGGGCGUUCAACUCCAGCAAUGAUGAAUGGACAAGGAAGCACUACUUCUUCAAGCAAAAAUAUUGCCUAUAAUUGUUGUUGGGACCAGUGCCAGGCUUGCUUCAACUCUAGUCCAGAUCUGGCAGAUCACAUCCGUUCCAUACAUGUAGAUGGUCAGCGAGGAGGGGUAUUUGUUUGCUUAUGGAAAGGUUGUAAAGUAUAUAACACACCGUCAACCAGUCAGAGUUGGUUACAGAGGCAUAUGCUGACGCACAGUGGAGACAAACCUUUCAAGUGUGUUGUUGGUGGCUGCAACGCCAGCUUUGCUUCUCAGGGAGGGCUAGCUCGCCACGUACCCACACACUUCAGUCAGCAGAACUCCUCAAAAGUUUCUAGCCAGCCAAAGGCCAAAGAAGAAUCCCCUUCUAAGGCUGGAAUGAACAAAAGGAGGAAAUUAAAGAACAAAAGACGACGCUCAUUACCACGACCGCACGAUUUCUUCGAUGCACAAACACUGGAUGCGAUAAGACAUCGAGCCAUAUGCUUUAACCUUUCAGCCCAUAUAGAAAGUUUAGGGAAGGGGCACAGUGUCGUUUUUCAUAGUACUGUAAUAGCUAAGAGAAAAGAGGAUUCUGGAAAGAUAAAACUUUUGCUUCAUUGGAUGCCUGAAGACAUUUUGCCUGACGUGUGGGUGAAUGAAAGUGAGCGACAUCAGUUAAAAACUAAAGUAGUUCAUUUAUCAAAGCUACCCAAAGAUACUGCCUUGCUUUUGGACCCAAACAUAUACAGAACAAUGCCGCAGAAGAGGUUGAAGAGAACUCUGAUAAGAAAAGUGUUCAAUUUGUAUUUAAGCAAACAGUGAACGACAUUUGCAAUCAACUAAAUAUUCGACUUUCGAAUUAGGGCUGAGAAUUUCUGUUAAAGAGUGUUGCCGUAUGUCUGGUGGCUCCCUAUUCAGGACUAGGGUUUUCUUGUGGAGUACAGUAUGUUAAUAUUUACCUAUAUAACUAAUCUGUUAAUGGUUUUUGAAAAACCUUUACUUCAAAUAUUUGAAUAAUCCUCAUUUUCAUUUUAACCUCCAUAAGCCUCUAAUUUUUUUUUUGAGGAAAGCAUUUGGUUUAUUAGUUUUUUUCAUAACAUGAGAAAAAUUGUAUUUUUUUUAAAGUAUCUUCAAACUGAAUCCUUUAUGCACCAAAGUUGGUUUUGAAAAGGAAAAUAAAAUCACUUUCUUGCUUGGUUAAGCAAGAAGCCAUAUGGAUUUUUUUUAACUUACAGAAAUGGAAAUAUGUGUAACUUGUUAGUAUUGUAUCAAACAAAUGUUCCAUAGAGAUAAUAGAACAUUGCUUGUAAAUAAUUCAGCAGAUUUGUAAUAUAUUUUUAUAUUAUGAGAUGUACUGUAGAUGUUUUUCUAGAGGCAUGAAAGUUAAAUGUAUAUAUUAUGGGUAGAAAUAAUAUUGAAGGAUAUUGUAAUUCACUAGUGCUGCCAGAGGAAUUGUUAAUAAAGCACCUUCUUUAACAAUAAAUGUCUUUUUCAGACUUAAGGGACUAUGUACUACUGUUAAUAUCUUUAAGAACAAAACACAUUGAACAUCCUUCCAGAAAGUCUUUGAGGGAGGACCUGUACCCAUAAUAGAAUUAUGGCACUCAUUUCUGACAGUGACCGUGAAGUCAAUCAUUUCCUUACUGUUGGAAGGACAUAUUGUAAAGUAUGUGGCUAUAUGCAGUCAAACUGCAGAAAAUACUCCUGAUUGAGGAGUUUUCACUUUACUACAAUAAUAUAAAAACCAGCAGUUUUUACACUAAAUUUUUUAAAGAAAGAGUAGACAAAAAUAUAGAAUUAAAACUUUGGUUCCAAAAUGGGAAAGUUCCAUGCUACAUAAAUCAUUUCUCAUUUACUUUAAAAAUAUUUAAAAGUAAAAAGUAUGGGAGACUUUAUUCAUUAACAAUGGGGUAAAGAGCUAUAUACAUGAAAUGGGUCAUAUAAAAUUAAAUGAGGUGCAAAUAGAAGCACUGCCACUAUAAGACAUUCUGGAAUGGUUGUUUAGUAGGGUGUUAUGAUCUGUAGCAAAUGGGAUUUUAUUUUUAAAAAGAAAAGCCGUAUGUUUUCUUACUUUUUAUUGUUCUCCUUUGCUUAAGCACUUCAUUAAUUGCUUUAUUCUGUAUCUGCGAAGUAAUCUGUAAUCUUUGUUCUUUUAAAAUUUUGAUUUGUUAAAAAAAUUGCCAAAUAGAAGUGUUCCAGAUAUAUAGUUUGUACCUGUAUUUUUUAUUUUAUUGCCUCAUGUUCUUGUACGUCAUUCUUAAUUGACCGAUGAUUGUAGACCAUGCCUGAGUAUUUUUUCUAAUAAAACAAAAGCAAAUCACAUUUAGCUUCAAAAUUGUAACAGUUCAAUUAAGUUCUCAAGCAACAUCUGAAAUAACAUCUAAUAUUUUAUUUUGGGACACUGCAAAUAAAUGAGUUUUUUCAUUGUGUAGGAAUAUUUAGAUGUCAGAAUCAAAUUUCAUGGUUAUUGAAUAGCCUCUGAGUAAACACUCAUGAUACCUUGCUGCUUAUCUGACCUUGGGCUGAUAUUAGUAACACACCAAAAAAUACGGAAUUGAAAUGGAAGAGUAUUUAACUUGUAUGUAAACAUUAUCACAUACUAGCACAAUUAUGAGCGGCAAGUAAUGUGAACAUUUUAAUUUAUAAUGUGUAUUGAGUGAUUGUACCCAUCUCUACUGUUCCUCCUAACUCCCAUGUAUGAGAUACUUAUAAUACGGUGUCUGCAAUGUAAUUAGUCUCUAACUCCAAACGCGUGGUCUGGCUCGGCAGCGGACAGACCCACAGGCACACCUGUUCAUGUAUGUGCCGUCCGUGACCGCUCGCUUCCUGUACUGGCAGAGUUGGGCAGUGAGGCCUUGCGGCCUGCAGAUUUGGAAUGUAUACUCUCUGACCUUUUAAGGAACAAUUUGCCAAUCUCUGGUGCAGUUGAUAAAGUUUUUGGAAAAAUACAUCUAGACCACAUAACCUACAUUUUAAUAUAACAGUGUUACUCUCGGUAACAUUAAUUUUCAGUGAAAGCUGUUUACUAUACAUAUCGCCUAGGUACCUGCAACAAAUGGUGUUGUGUUUACACUUUCACAUUGGACUUCUUCAGAGUUAUUAAUGCACCAUUCGUGUUUUGUAUUUUGUCUUACUAAAGAGGACUAAAUGAGAUUUUGUAAAUCAGAUCAUGUUUAAAUCACAAGGCACAUCUUGCUCGAUAUAUCUAAAAGAAUCUUAGAAGUGGAAAAUAUUGUAAAAUUUAAAGUCGUUUAUUUUUUAAAUAAACUUUUCAUAUAUAAUCUUCCUUAAAGUGGACACACAUGACUUCUGAGUGUCAGAUGAGAGGAGAUGAAUUGGGGAGUAAUUAACUCUGAAUGCGUAUUUUAAAAUUUGGUUUAUUCUCUUUGAAAGCACUGAUAAUCAUGUCAGUAAAUAUUUGAUUGUAAAACUUUUUUCCUUUCACAAAAGUGUUUUAAAUAUUCAAGUAUUCUUAAAAGGCUAGAAUUCACAGCAGUUAUUUAAAUUACCUUAUUUGCUAUUUGAAUUUUUAAUAUAUGACUAACAAAAGUAUUAGUAUUUGAAUAAAAUAUAAAAAUGGGAAAAUACGGCCAAAGUCUUUAAAAUGGUUUGUGGGCGGCGCUUCCUGUACUCACAACCUACAAAAAAAAGGUGUUCAGUACCUCUGCAGAGUUCUCUCAUAGGUGAACUAAUUCUUAUAUUGAGAAAUGGAUAUAUUUAUCUGUAUAACAAGGCCUAGGGGUUGCAGACUCAUAGGAAACACUAAUAUUUUUAGCCUUUUUUAAAAUAGGGGAGUUAUAUUUAUCAUUUGAUUGUUUUUAUUUUUAAGAGAAUUACAUUUGGGGGGAUAUAAAUGAAAAAUUUUUUUAUUCUAAAAAAUGUGGAAACUAAUUUUUUAAAAAGUAUAGAGUUUUGUUGUAAAUUUAUUUUUAUGUAUGUAUUUUUUUAAUUUCUAAAGAAUCUUUCCCUGGCUGGUGUGGCUCAGUUGAUUGAGUGCCAGCCUGCGAACCAAAGGGUUGCCAGUUUGAAUCCCAGUCAGGACACAUGCCUAGGUUGCAGGCCAGGUCCUUAUUGGGGGGCACGUGAGAGGCUACCGCACACUGAUGUUUCUCUCCCCCUCUUUCUUCCUCCCUUCUCUAAAAAUAAAAUCUUCAAAAGAAUAAUAUUUGACCUAGUAGAGCACAUUUUGCAAUUUAAGUCUGCAGAAUUAUGUAUGUAUUUUUGUCAUUUCUAAUGAUCAUGAGCCUCAAUACCCUUUAAAAUGUAAUGAAAUGCUGUAUUCUUACUUUUAAUUUUUUUAAAUUAAAAAAUAUGGUUACACAGUCCAGUUUAUUCUUUGAAUCAGGUUUGCAUGGUGUAUAACACAUGGUUCUUUUACUCUGAAAAUUAAGAAGCACUUGUAAGCAGUUAUAGCAAGAAUUGCACCCCAUAUUUUCUUCCACAUCAGUAUUCUUUCUACUCUACCAAACUGCUUUCACAGUGCAAGAGAGGAAAUCUAGUGUGUAUUGUGAUACCAACUAUAAAGUUGUUCUAGUGUUUCUGCCAUAGCCAGUUCCUAGCUUGAUACAAGGCACAAAAUAGCCACUGAAGUCCUUGUUGAAUGAGCAUUACAGGUGAGUACUUGCUAUAUAGUAAGAUAUUUUGGAGAGUUGUGGUCAUAUUAAACACUAACAGGAUUGAAGCAACCUGGCUUAAGCCACACUGCGAUAAUGUUACCUAACUUUUCAUAUGAACCUGUACUUGUUUGUCUGAAUAGUCUCUAUGUAAGGGAUUAUUGAUGUUACAUUUUUAUAUACUUGGUUUUUAGCAAAACCAAGUAUAUAUAAAUGUUACAUUUUUGGUUUGUUUAUAUGUUCCUGUUGAAGAAAAUUAUUUCAGAAAUUUAUCUCUAUUUGAAUCCCCAGUAGGUCUCACAUCAGAUUAUUAUAUGCCCUGGGGUUUUUUUUAGUUUGAGAAAAGUGUAAAAGUUUUUUUAGGAGACUGUGUAGCUGGGGAACAAUAAUAAUAGAUUGUAACCUAUGAGCAUGUACUCUUGAUAGCGGAGCCCAGGGCCAGUGGUUUAACACACACAUGGCUGGGCGUCGCAGAAGACCUGGCCGGGCGAUGCCAAGUGUGUGUGUUUCUGCAUUUUCUAAAUGAAGAGAGCCUAGUUAUUUUAGUACUUGCAUGUGUUUUUAAUGCCUUAAAAGAUUACAGUCAUGUCAUUUUUUUUGUAGAUGAGAACUUAAGUUUCUGUGUAUCUCAUGGUUUUCAGGGGGUUUAUAAGGAAGAUAAACGGUGAUAGGUAAAAAUACAAUAAAAAAUAAAAAUGUAAUACAGAAUAGUUAGCAGUUCAUUGAGGAUUUGUUUGAAGCAUCAGUAGUGAAGCUUUCUAGCCAAAAGUAAAAUUGAAAAAUAAUUUUUUAAUAUAUUUUUUUGUUAUUAAAGUUCUAAUUGCUGAAAUAAAGUAAUAGUAUAGAAUAAGGAUAGGAGUGAAAGUAAUCACUGAACUGGCCACACUUUCCUGGUCUUGAAAUUAAUACUUUGUUAAAUAUUAACAAGUUAAUGCAGAGGUGUUAAGAAGUAUACAUACUCUUUAGUGCAUAUUUAAGUUGUUACAUACCCAGGUCUAGGGUUCGGCUUUUACUCGACACCCAUAUACAGGGUGUGACAAAAGCAGGUUGCAGUUGAGAGUACGUGAAACAGUUUAUUCUUGUGAUUGUGUUGUUUUCCAUACAAAGGACUGGAAACCUACUUUUCCCACCCUGUAGAGCUUUCCGACUCUUCUUCAUGGCUAGAUGCAAUAUGCCAUACAUCAUUCAAGCAUUCCGCAUUGGUUCACGUCGAGAUUGCUUGCAUGUUUUCUGUCAUAAAGUGAAUACAACAGCAUCCUCGAAGCUAGUCUUGGAGAGAGGCUUCUGUAAUGUAGUUUCUUGGAAGGGGCUAUUAGCUAGACUUUAAAGUGUGAGUUGUGUCUAUUGCAAAUUCUGGUAUUGCCAAAAGCUUUGCCUGAAAUGGUGGUGUCACUAUAAACUCCCAUGGCCUCAAUGUGAAUGCAUUUUUCUCUGCACUGUUCCAAUACUUAAAUUUUACUCAUUAAAUUUUAGUCUAAGGUGGGAAGCCGAUUAAGAGCAUGAAGUGCCUGGGUUUAAUUCUCAGGUCAGCUGAAAACUGUGGCAUUGGGAAGUUUUACUUAAACUCACAGGGCCAGUUUUUUAAAAUUUGUAAAAUGGCACAUUAUUUCUGCUUACCCAGUAGGAUUUGCUGUGAGAUUAGAAAGAGACGAAUGUCCAUUGUUUUGAAUGAGUGUGGCCUGAGUCUUUACACUUCUCGAUCCCUACAAACCCGCUCUGCAUGUGGUCUUGUCCUUGGAAGAACAUCGUGUAGGUUCCUUAGAUUUUCUGAUUAGCCUUGGAUAAUAAAAAGCCUUUCAGUUAUUUGUAGUCACAAAAGUAAUUUAACACCUUAUCUCAGUAUCUCCUAAUCCAUUUUAAUUGUGCAAAUUAAAAGUUUCGACACUUGCAGGUUAUGAAAACACCCACACAAGAUAAAGAACAUUUCCAUCACCUCCCAUAAGUUCCCUAAUGCUUGUUUGUGCUCAUCCUCCCCCUUAGCCCCAACCCCACCCCAGGCAGCCGCUGAUCUCUAUGUAGACUGGUUUGCAUUUUCUAUAAUUUUAUAUCAGUGGAAUCCUACAGUAUUUACUCUUGCAUGUCUUUCACUUGCAUGCCUUUCACUCAGCAUGGAUCAGUAAGUACUCUGAAUAAGUACUUUGCUUAUUUAAUGAUAUUGAACAUAUUUCUGUACUUUUUGGCUAUUUUUGUUUUAAAUAGGUAUUAGGGAUGCUAAAUUGUCUAAACUCUUCUGGCUUAAGGUUAAGAUUUACUAAAAUACAAAGGGCUUUUGUCUGGGAUAUGAUUGGGCACCAUUAAAGACAUUAUUGAGGCAUUUUAAAAACAAGUUGUUUAAUCAUAAUUUUAUAAUUGUAAGGUGGUGUGACUUAAAGUGGAACUUUCAGUAUUUUAUAUUGGAAAUGUUAGAACAAGUAUUUGUAGGAAAGAAAUUCGUUGCUGUUGCCCUGGGAAUGUUAGGAAGUUCACUGUCAGCCUAAAUUAAUUAAGAUGUUAAUGGAAAGAUAAUCUUAGCAUCUGUAAGUGCAAGGCACUGCUCUAGAUGCUGAGGAUUCAGCAGUGAACCAAAUAAACAUUCUGCAUCUUACUGGACUUAGAAAUGUGUGGGUGGGAGAUGAUAGGCAGAGUGCAAAUGAGUAAAAUACACAGUGGGUCAUUUGUGAAUGCUGUGAAGAAGAAGGGGGGGAAGGACUAGGGAUAGAAUUCAUGAUACAAUUUAAGUGAGUAGUUGUAAGGCCUCAUUGACAAGGUGCCGUUGGACCAGAGCUCUGAAGGAGCUAGGUCAUGUAGGUAUAUGAGGGAAGAGCGUUCUGGCAGAGAGGGUCUGUAUAAAAACCCUUCUGGCAAGGCCGUUUAUUCAAAUGUGUGUUAGGUUCUUUACUUCCCCAGCAUGAGCCCAGGCAUUGGUGAUGCUGCAUGAACAAAAUGUUAAAAAAUUAGUUCCAUUUUCUCGGUGUUGAUAUUUCAUCAUGCUUUGGUGUACUGUAGCUCUGGACUUGAUUUGACUACCUUUGAGGAGAUGGGAAGCCAUUGGAGGGUUUUGAGCAGAGAAAAGAUCUGAAUUAAGUUCUAAAAAUACUGAUGGCUCUUUGAAGAAUUGACUCUCAGGAGCAAAGGCAGAGGUAGGAAGAACAGUUAAAAGGCUAUUAACAUAACCAGCCUGAGCUACCAGCGUAGCUCAGUGGAUUGAGCAUGGCCCUGUGAACUGAAGGAUCGCAGUUGGAUUCCCAGUCAGGGCACAUGGCUGGGUUGCAGGCCAGUUCCCAGCAGGGGCUGCAGGAGAGGCAACCAUACAUCGAUAUUUCUCUCCCUCUCUCCAUUCCUUCCCCUCUAAAGAUAAAUAAAUAAAACCUUAAAAAAAAACAAAAAACAGAAAAGCAUAACCAGUGACUGGACCCAGAAUGCACCGGAUGGUGGUCAUAUUUGGAGGUAGGUUUCCUGGGAGUUUGGAUGUGCUGUGAGAGAGAAUGGCUCCAGGAUUUUUGGUGGGAAGAGCUUGAACUACUGGUAGCAUGGUACGCCAUCCCAGUAGUGAUGGAAGGAGGGAAGUGUGGUGAAGGGUUGUGAGGGGUGAAUUAUGCUUUGAAUGGUUUAUAUUAGGGUGCUAUUUAGACGUCCAGCGGGAGUGUCAUGAGUCAGGAAUCUAUAGUGGAAAUGAUACAAGGUUAGAAGACUGAAUGCAGUUUACAUACUUUGAAAUCUAGGUUAAGUUGUUACACAUUCAUAAAGACGAGUAUCAUUUCACCUCCAGUAAAAAAUUCGAACUUCCUUAUGUGUCUAACUUGAGCAAGAGCAGGACCCUGGGCAUCUGGGAGCAAGUAGCAAGCAGCGGAAAUUCCACCCACUGAGACUUGGUGGAAACACUUUCUGUUGGGUUCAUCAAGUGUCAAGUGGUGGGACAGAAUGACCCAUGGCUUGACUUGCUUGUGAUAAAAUAUUUGGGAACAGAAAGACGACUGUCUUUUAUACCUUUUGUACCAACACCACUUGGGUCAUCUUCCAUCUUUCCUGCAGUGAUGUGGGCUAAGUAGGCAUUAACGUUGCCCACUUGAAGGAGUGGCCAUGAAUCAAACGUCAAGUGCCAGGCUCUGUUACCUUAGCUCAUUCAGGGCUCCCGUCCCCGAAGCUGCCAUUACUCCAUUCCGCAGUGAAGGAAACAGGUGCAGAGAGAUGAAGCCAUGUUCCCGAGAUCACGAAGACAGUGAGAAUUCGAAAGUCAGAGAAUUUGUGAACGAUAUCCUGGAGGAAGUGCUUUUGGAACUCACUGUAGAAAGACACAGUGAAUGCCAGAGGAAAUACCGUGUGCAGAAAAGGCAAAAAGUUCAGUACAAUUGUGUAGCUACUUAGUACCUGGCAUGUACAUGGUAUUUUGAAUAAAAAUAAGGUAUUCUGUUCCUACGUUCCAGACUCGGGUAUAGCGAGAAGAUUAUAGUGACAUUAAUGUAAUUUCUGUACAGUAAGGGCCGCGGAAACCCAGAGCAUUGGGCCAGCCCUGGAGGGCAGCGCAGGCUCCUCCAAGAAGGCGCCCCGGGUUAUAACCUGUAAAGACCACGUGGGACUUAGUGCUGGAGAACUGAGGAGAAGACGUAGUUUAAGACAGGGAUCUCCAGGUCCAUGUCGGGGACCGGCCUGGCGUCUAGGUGAAGCAGGAGGUGGAGAGUGGUUGGUGGCGAGUGUGCAGAGGAUGGUGGAUCCUCCGCGGAGGGCCCUACCGCCUCGUCCCGGUUUGGGCUCUGUGUGGAAGACGGAUGGGGAGCCAUGCAAGGGUUCGGGGAGAGCACGGAUGGUGACUGCCUGGCAGUCGGUGCGAGGCCGGUCAGGUGGAGUGGUCGGUGGGGAGACAGGUCAGGGGGCUGCUCGUCCUCGCUCUCCACGGGGGAAAUUAAAGGGAAUAAAUCACAGUUUUCAAAGAUGUUUAGUUUUACUGAAAAGUAAUUUCCCAAGACUUAAAAAUACUAGAAUUCAUUCCUGGGAAGCUUAAUACAUUUUCUUAAGAGUUUUUCAUGAAGUGUUACCUAGUAAAUAAGGUCACACUUGCUUCCAGGUGUGAGGUUGGGGGCUCGAUCAAGUGUCCUUUUUAGCUGUACGUUGUUCUGAUUGUGCCAUUACAUGUUUUCUUUCAAAAUGAGAUAUAAACAAAUGACUAGAGUAAUACAGUGUACAGUAUAUUGCCCAUUUUGUCCAAGAGGUAAAAACACUAAAAUCACCCUUCGAGCACUUAAAAAUGGUCUUGCCUCUACGGUAUGUAAUAUUCAACUGGCAGUUCUGCACAUAUAUAUUUCCAAAUAGUGAAACACGGCCUUCUUCACAGGGGACUAAGUAAAAAAUUAUUAUUUGUCUUCAGCAUUGUGGCUUAUUUUGUGACAUUGUGCAAAUCGCUUAGGAAUUAGCAACAUACAGAAUAUUUUCUGAAAUACAGAACUGUAUGUAGUAUAGAGAGGUUAGCUGAUAUUUGUUGUUUAUAAGGACAUUUGAACGUGAAACAGGUAUUCAGAGCAGCUUUAGUAAAUAUCAAAUAACUGAAAUUUAGUUUCUUUGCCAGAAAAGAAUAAAGGGCAAAGCAAAGUACAGAAAUGCAUCAUGAAGAGCAAGAUAGUGCGUAGUAGGUGUUUUCUGUGCCUGGGAAGAGGGGCGAGCAGGUCUGCCCUGGGCACCACUCCGUGGAGACUGCAGGUCGAGGUCCUUCCUUCCAGAAGGCACU